Penicillium canescens is the source of this 297-nucleotide messenger RNA. RefSeq lists its product as uncharacterized. NCBI's taxonomy places the organism in Eukaryota, Fungi, Ascomycota, Eurotiomycetes, Eurotiales, Aspergillaceae. The record is from RefSeq and is a predicted model, not a curated record. The transcript has a single exon. The coding region runs from base 1 to 297 and encodes 98 amino acids.
AUGUGUCUUUUUGUCGGCACCUACUACUAUACGUGCAGACACACAUAUUUCGAACUAUACCUCUUCUGCGACGAGCUCCUGCGACAACUGAAUCGCAUCAACGACAAGGCUGAACAUGAGAAAUCCCUUCUACCCUUCGACGCUGAUUACCCAGGAUGUAAUCCAUACACCACCCUGACAGGGGCGAUCCUGCAGCUGGAUCCUGAUGGGCGUCCUUAUGAAGGACAGGAUCAGAGUAACGUGGUCAGGUGGGUGAUGGAUAUGUUGGGGUACUGCCCUGCGUGUAGUGGGGAGUGA